This is a messenger RNA of Plasmodium knowlesi strain H, 4113 nucleotides long. RefSeq names its product conserved Plasmodium protein, unknown function. The transcript is spliced from 2 exons. The coding region runs from base 1 to 4113 and encodes 1370 amino acids. The record is from RefSeq and is a predicted model, not a curated record. Lineage: Eukaryota; Apicomplexa; Aconoidasida; Haemosporida; Plasmodiidae.
AUGGGCGUCCUAAAACUGAAAAGUGACAAGAAGAAGAGGGAAAAGGCAAAGGAAACGAAAAUAGAUUAUGCAAAAUGUUUAAAAAGAACAAAAAUUAAGGAGAAAAUAAUUAGGAAAGACACCGAUAAUGAAUUCGACCUCUCAAUCUUCGCCAAAACAGAUCAUGCAUCGAAUAAAAUACGACAGUUGAAUUAUGCCAAGCUAGUUAAAGCUAUAAGAAAGGACAAAAAUUUAAUUGCUAAUCAUGUGCAGAAAAUUUUGGAGAUUUACGGAAAGGGCAUUAUAGAUGACGAUGAAAAUGUGCGUAAUUAUUCCUCCAAAAUAUUUUACCAUUUGGUGAAUAGCCACAUCGAUUUUGACGUCUUUCACAGCAAGAUAAAAACUUGCUUGUUUCACUCGCUGAAAAUAGGAAGAGUCUCUCUGAAGGUUCUAAACCUGGAGCUGUGUCACAACUUCUUUUUUACGAAGAUUCACUACUCCCAUAAGUUUUUCUAUGAAUUUCUGAGCAACAUAAUGGCCUGCUUCGUUUCUCUGCCCAUAGAGAAGCAGGUUACAACGGUGAAGUACCUCUUCCUUUUGUUCAAGCAUAAAGCGAGAUUCAAGCGGGGGGGGAGGAACCUGUCCAGUAAGGUGAGGCAAAAUGGAAGAGGUGGUUCUCUGGAAGAGACACCCAUUGAUAUAGCAGAGGAGGGUGGUCCUGUCCAGGGGGAAGAAGUUCAGGAUGACGAAUCGAGUGGAGACCCGGACAAUUGCUACGAAUUCAUAACGCGCACGAACAAGCGAAACAGCUGUAACGACCCCUUCCUCCUGAAGAAGGAGAAAAAAACGAGCAUUCAGGUGGGAACGAAGAUGGAGAUUUUCACAAAGGUACUUCAAUCUCUGUACAACUUUAUGGAUGAAGUGGUAUACAAUUCGAUGAGCGUAGAUUUGAUUCACCUGUACACAAACAUUUUAAAAGUAAUAACCUUCAUGAUGAAGAAAAAGAAAAUAAUUUUGAAGGAAGAAAUUAUGACCCUAAUUAACAAUUUUCUACACAAAACAAUUGGGGUAAUAAACGAACAUAUAGUUAAUUUAAGUAGCUGCAAAAAAGUGUUGAAAAUAAUUUUCUACUUCGUCCUCUUGGUAUUAUCUCUGUGCGGCAAAGAGAUGAACCACAUGGAAGACGCCAAUAGGAAGGUUCCAAUGAACUACAUAGGGUUAUUAAAAUAUUGCCUCUGUAUUUACUUUUACGCUCUCUUACGAUGUGAAUUUUUUACUGUAGAAAAUUUGGAUGUGCAAAAAAGGGGGGGCGCUUCAAAUGGGGAUGUAAAAAGGGGAGGGGAUUCGUUUCAUAUCGAUGCAGGGACAAGUCACACGGAGGUAAGUAGCGAUGUAGUCAAGAAUUUCUGCGAUAGGAAGAAGAAGAGGGGGCCACAGAAAAAUGUAGAGAAGUACGGAAGAAAGUACUUUUACCUGUUAGUUUGCCUGUAUGAAAUGUUUAUUCACCGAAAGGAUAAGAAGAUGUUGUGGCAAGAUGGAGCAUCCCGUGAGGGGAAAACAAGCGGGAAGAACACCAACCAGGAGAAAAGCAACAAGAGUAAUAUUGUCUAUAGUCAUGCAGAUAGGAUAAUCAAAUUAUUAGAAAAAAAUAUACGCAUGUAUGACAGUGGCGAAGAUGUUAGUGUUCUAUGUGGAUUCGUAUUAAAAUAUUUGAGCACCUUUUCGCAAAGCAGUAUAGACCAGAUGGAUCACUUUUGCUAUUUUGUAAUUAUCCUUGCGCAACGGGCAAAUGGAGGGGAGAAUGAACCUGAUAGUGAAGGGCCAUUUGUAGGGGAAGGACUCUGCAGUACUGGAGAGGAAAACACACAACAGAAUAGCAACCAGUGGAAGAGUGCGGAUCACUUGGAUGAGGAAGGCUGCCAAAAAUGGAGGUCAUCAUUUCCAUUCUUAACCACACCAUUCAUGUUCGUACUUUUAGCUGACUGUGAAUGCUUCAUAAAUAAUAACUUCUUCAAUACAUUUUUCGAAGCGUUUAACGAAGAAGAGAAGACUAAAACCAUGGAAGCUAUUUCGUUUGUGCAGAAUGGAGGAACUGCGAUCAACAUUGUUACGAGACAGACUUUUAAUUAUUUUGUUGGAAAAUUAUUUUCCAUUUUGUACAGGUAUGAUAAUGCCCUUUUUGUGAAUAAUUGCCUUCUUUUCCUUUCCUUCCUAACUGUAAAUAAGCGCAAAGUGAAGAAGGCGUACGUGGAUUUUAACCAUUGCAUUGGCACGAAGCUGGAAAUGGAACAACUGCUGCGCCUCGAUGUAAGGACCUCCUUGGAUGGCGUGAUGAAGGAUAAAGGAGAGAUACUGAUUGAUCACUUCUUAGGAAAAAAUAGACACAUCAUCCACUCCUUUGAGAUAAUUUGUAAUCUGUAUUUUGUGUACGAAAAUAGGAAUAGGAAUUUGCUCUUGUUCAUUUAUUUUUUGAUUUUAAAAUUUGAGAGGGAGGGGAAGAGUAGCAUGCACUUUGCCCUGGGGGAGGAAGAAGCCAUGGUUCUUCUAGAUCGGGUUUUUCGUACCCAGAUAUGUAAUGACUAUACAUGCGUAGGAAACGCUCAGGAUAUUUCCUUCGAUUUGGUUGAUCUUUCCGCUGAGGGGGUUCUCCAUUGCGAUGCUGGGGUCAACCCAGAUGGGGGGAAGACAGAAGAAGACACUGCUUUCCAUUUGCACGAAGAGAAAUGCACAUUUAGGAUAAACAAAGAUUAUCUAUACAGGGAAAAUUUUUUACUUUUCUUUCUCAAAAUGAGCUUAUCCGAAUGGAAUUUUAUCGUUCGAAAUGACAUAUACAAGGUUAUGCAUGUGAAUUCUUCAGAUCGAGAUGGACACAAAACAAAUGGGCAAAUAUCAGGUGGAGAAAAAUAUGACAACCUCAUUUUGAUUAUAAAAAGAAUGGCAUUCAUCAUUUCGAAUGUUACCAUAUGUAUUGAGAAUAAGGAAAAGAAUCUAAAUAACUUCCUUUUCAUAAUGGAUUACUUAUUUGGGGUAAUGGACCGAGUGGGAUUGACUGCUCUCCCACUGUCAGGGAGUUCAAAAGAUUGUGAUAGAUUAUUUGUACUGCUUAAAGUGGUUUUUCUGUUUUAUUUCGCAUCUUCUUAUUUGUCCCCCUGUUUGUUGUCGAAGAGGAGGGGAUAUUUUCUUCCGGAUGGAGGAGUAAUCGAUGUGAACAGAAAUUGUAGAGAAAGGGAAGUUACUGACUUUUUCGUCGGUACGAAGGAGGGAGAAAGGGAUUUACAGGAUGCUGCAGUGGUUGGGAAGGAACAUACCUACUACAACCACAAGGCAGAUGUGACGGUUGACGUAUCUACUUUUGUUUCAUUCGUGAAGGAUAUCCUUUCCAAAGAUGGCAACAUGGAAGAAAAACCUCAAUUGGAUAAGUUUGCAUAUUUGAUGCCGAACUACCAAAUGGCCUGUAAAUAUUUUGAUGUCCUAUUUGAGCAGGGCGUUAUGUACACAUGCAGCGUGAAUGAUGACCUUGAAAAAAUGGCAUGUGAAAACUUGGAAUAUAAUCUGAGCACCCACAUAAAAUUUCAAAAUAUGCUCAUGAGAAUUGAGAGCAGUAUAACCAUCGUUAGUUUUCGUAGCAUCGUAGAUCUACCUGUAAAGGGUAUCAUCAAAUUGUUGGCAAUUACGAUUUUUAAAAUGUCACUUAACAGGAACAUUUUGUAUGGUCGAUUGGUAAAUAAUUCGGACUGCCUUUUGAAUGAGUCUCUUUACGAUUUAAAUUUUUUCAUUUUUUUUCAUCAUUUCGUGUCUUGUUUGAUUGAAAGAGUUAGGAAUUUUUCUGAUGGUCCCUUCUCCCAGCGCAGUUACUACUCCAUCUCGUUCUUAAUAGAUAUCCUUCUGUGUGCGUACUGCAUCAUGGAGGAGGUCGCGAAGACGAUGGAGAUGACACCCUAUCGAGGAAGCCCAUCAGAUAGGGCAGAUAAUUCAGAUGACCCGGAAAUGAUGGGAAAACCCCCACUUGCAGCAGGAAAAGGGAGCCUGGAAAAACUUAAUGAGCGGCUGAGAUGCAUACUGAACGAAAUUCCACAGAAGGAAAAGAGAUACCAUUUCCCGCGCAUCAAGUUGCUAGUGGAGAAGUAUCUCUAG